UUGAGCGAUUUAGCCGUUAGCCGGUUAGCGCUACAAAAUUACUCGUCUUGGAUUCUUUCUGAUUUUUAUUCAUUUCAUGUUUUUCGCGGGAGCUACGUCGUUUAGUUGCAUUCUGAGCGUUCUGUCUUCGUCCGCUUUUUCGUUUUCCCAUUUUUCUUUCCGCGAUCACCGUGGUUUACUAUUUUUCUGUGACACCACUCACACCAGUGACUUUCUUGUUUCUGGUGAUCAUGUGUUCUCGACCCAACGGUUUAUUGAUUGCCGGACUCAUGGUACCUGAACGGGCUGAACCCUUCACGCAGAAUCAUCGCAAGGAUAAAGAAUGGACGCGUCGAUUAAUCGGUUUGGUGAAGAAGAAUGUCGGCCUGUGGAAAACGGACGAUCCGUCCUACCACGAGCUGAAGAACCGAGCCAAGCGUGAUGAUGUGUGGAAAUCCAUCACGGCUCGCUUGGGCCAUCCGCGAUCGGAUCACCUGGCAGUGCGGGAAGCCUGGCAAAAUAUGCGUACGUAUUUUAUGGCCAAAGGAUCGCAAGGUCCGGACGUGCGGGAAUUCACACACUGGCGCCAUCAGCUGAUGUCCUUUCUCUUGCCGUACACGCGAGCAGUCGCCUGUGAAAGGCCCAGGGUGGCUCGGAAGUCGGUGGGAGGGCGUAGAGCGCAUACGCCGGUGCAUGACAGCGACCAGGAGUCGGCCGAGAGCGAUGCGGAAAUGGACGAGCCGGCGGAUGGGAAUGACGCCCCACUUCCGCUUGUGAAGAGCAAGAUCACCGCGCCGGACGUCGCAGCAGAGCCGUCCAGUGCGGGCGGUGCGGCCGACACGGAGCAGGGGGAUGUCGUGGAUUUUGCACGGCAGUGGAUGGGCGAGACGACCGCGCUACCGCCCGUUAACGUCGACGACGAGUACGCGGCUUUCUAUAACACCGUGAAGGGAAUGAUGGGCUUCCUAACACCGGAGCAGCGUGCUGUCGCGCAGAAACUCAUGGUCAAAGCCUUGGCGGAAUUUUCGGCGGAAGUGAUGUGAACCGUGAAUUUGAUUUAUGAUUUUCUGCCUUUUUUUUCCUUUUGUUUGUGUACUGAAUCUAACUAUGAGUCGCGAUCUCUGUAGAACGACAGAAGUUGUAAUCGGGGCUUUCUUUUCUAACUUUUCUGACAUGGAUUUUAUUGUUUUUACUAACGCUGGAUAUGUUUGCUCAACUUGAUGACAUUUGCUCCCUGUUUUAAUUAUGCACGGAUUUUUAUAAUUUCUGUUUGCGUUGAUAAAUAAGAGCAUAUAAAUUUGUAGUUUUCACAUGGAGCCAUG
Molecule: messenger RNA, 1301 nt
Organism: Paramacrobiotus metropolitanus
Lineage: Eukaryota; Metazoa; Tardigrada; Eutardigrada; Parachela; Macrobiotidae
Exons: 4
Coding region: 231-1022 (263 amino acids)
Source: RefSeq, a predicted model, not a curated record